This is a messenger RNA of Rosa chinensis, 1542 nucleotides long. Its product is annotated as phenylalanine--tRNA ligase alpha subunit, cytoplasmic. The record is from RefSeq and is a predicted model, not a curated record. Gene Ontology annotation, cellular component: cytosol; phenylalanine-tRNA ligase complex; cytoplasm. Gene Ontology annotation, biological process: phenylalanyl-tRNA aminoacylation. Bases 1 to 1542 code for a protein of 513 amino acids. The transcript has a single exon. NCBI's taxonomy places the organism in Eukaryota, Viridiplantae, Streptophyta, Magnoliopsida, Rosales, Rosaceae. Gene Ontology annotation, molecular function: ATP binding; tRNA binding; phenylalanine-tRNA ligase activity.
AUGGCGGCAGAUCAACACCCAAGAAAAGAAAUACUGGAGAAGGCUAUUCUUGGAUACCUAGAGAACAACAACGAUAUCUCAAACUUGGAACAGUUUGCAGAACAGUUGGCAGCCGAAAACAAAAGCGAAAUCAAUCACAACGACAUUGACAGUGCCAUCAAGAGCCUCCGUGGUUUCGGAUACAUUGAGACUCACGACAUUAGAAAGGAGUCAUGGGUGCUGACUGAAGAAGGAAAGGGAUAUGCUGCUGCUGGAUCACCUGAAGUGCAAGUGUUUUUGGCCAUACCAGCAGAAGGUAUCACACAAGUAGCAUUGAAGAAAAAGCUUGACGAGUCAGUUUUCCAGAGAGGUUUUGGUCGCGCUGCAAACAACGAAUGGGUAGAGAUAUCAAAGAAACUAAUAACCAGAAAGGUUCAGCAUGUAGAUGACAAGGUCAGAGAAUUGCUUAUGAAAAUACAUGCCAAUGAGGCAGUCGACCAAGCUGAAAUUGAGGCUCUAAAGAAAAGGGAACUCAUCCAGAAGCAGACUCAAAAGGGAUACUCGCCGGUUAAAAAGGGUCCAAAUUAUGCUCCGGUAAGAAAGAAAUUUGUUACCGAUCUGACUCGUGAAAGUUUGCAGAACGGGGAUUGGAAGGAAUUGGAAUUCAAAGAGUUCAACUUGAAUGCUCAAGGUAUGCCUAGUAAAUUUGGUGCAUUACAUCCACUCUUGAAGGUAAGGAAGCAAGUGAAGGAUAUUUUCAUACAGAUGGGGUAUGAGGAGAUGGCUACUAACAACUAUAUUGAGAGCAGCUUCUGGAACUUCGACGCGCUCUUCCAGCCCCAGCAACACCCUGCCCGCGAUUCACAUGAUACAUUCUUCCUGAGAACCCCUUCAACUACCAAGGAGCUUCCUGAAGAUUAUGUUGAGCGCGUGAAGCGUGUGCACGAGAGUGGUGGUUAUGAGUCCAGGGGAUAUGGUUGUAAUUGGAAAAGAGAGGAAGCAGAGAAAAAUCUUCUUAGGACACACACCACUGCUGUCUCCUCCAGGAUACUUUACUUGCUAGCCAAGGAAGCCCAGCAACCUCCUUUUGCUCCCAAAAAGUACUUCUCUAUUGAUCGUGUGUUCCGAAACGAAUCAGUCGAUCGAACACAUCUUGCAGAGUUCCACCAAAUAGAAGGUUGGAUAUGUGACCGAGGGCUUACUCUUGGUAACUUGAUGGGAGUCCUCGAAGACUUCUUCAAGAGGCUGGGCAUGUCCAAGCUGAAAUUCAAGCCAGCUUAUAAUCCUUAUACUGAGCCUAGCAUGGAGAUUUUCGGGUAUCAUAAGGGUUUUCGGAAGUGGGUGGAGAUUGGAAAUUCUGGCAUGUUCAGACCAGAAAUGUUGCGUCCUAUGGGAUUCCCAGAAGAUGUUGAGGUUAUUGCAUGGGGCCUCUCGCUCGAAAGACCAGCCAUGAUACUCUACGAGAUCGAUAACAUUCGAGAAAUGUUUGGACAUCAAGUUGAUCUUGGUUUCAUCAAGAGAAACCCAAUAUGCCGCCUUGGAUUGUCUCAUAAUAUCGAAUGA